GAGAAGUGCCUGAGAUGUUUUUAGCUUCAGAUGUGCUUAGUUGUUGUCUGGGCUUGUAAGCUUCCUCUCGGGAGGUUUUCGUGUUUUUCCUUUCAAUAAUAUUUGCUUUUUAUCAAAAAAAGAAAAAAGAAAAAAAAGUGGCUGUGAUGGCAAGAAGAGACUCCGACUAUGGAGCUUUCAUGGAUAAAUUCGUUUUACAACCGAGCUCUUCGCAAUACCAACUCCCCCUAGGUGCCCUCACUUGGGCCGUCAAAGACAUAUUUGAUGUGGAUGGAUAUGUAACUGGAUUUGGGCAUCCUGAUUGGGCAAAGACUCACUCACCUGCCUCAUCAACUGCUCCAGCAGUUUUGGCCAUCUUGAAUGCUGGUGCUAAAUGUAUUGGUAAAACUGUCAUGGAUGAUCUGGCAUACAGUAUAGACGGAGUAAACAUACAUUAUGGGACUCCCACAAAUCCGUGUGCACCAGAUAGAGUUCCUGGAGGAUCUUCUAGUGGGUCUGCUGUUGCAGUUGCUGCAAACCUUGUAGAUUUUUCCUUAGGAACUGACACUGGAGGAAGUGUAAGAGUGCCUGCAUCUUAUUGUGGAAUUUUCGGGUUUCGGCCUUCUUACGGUGUCAUUUCUACUUCUGGAGUUGUCCCUCUGGCACAGAGUUUUGAUACUGUGGGAUGGUUUGCUAGGAAUCCUGUGCUUUUGAAUAAAGUUGGACGUGUACUACUGCAAUUGCCCGACAUAAAUCCUGUCAAACCUGCUCAGUUUAUCAUUGCAGAUGACUGUUUCCAGCUUUCAACUAUUCCGAGCAGUCGAGUAGAAGAAGUUCUAGUUAAAUCAGUUGAGAAGUUGUAUGGAAGUCAUCUUGUCAAGCAUGCUAACCUUGGGGACUAUGUCAAGGAAAAAGUUCCAAGUUUGAGUACUUUACUGCCUAAAGCACAUGCAGAUCAAGAAUAUAAUAUACCAUCCUUAGCAGCACUGUCAAAUGCUUAUCGUCUACUUGAGCGGUAUGAAUUCAAGAAUGACCAUGGAAAAUGGGUGAGUGCUGUCAGACCUGUUUUAGGUCCUGGGAUUUCAGAACGUGUACAGGAAGCUCUCAGGGCAACAGAUGAAAAUAUUGAUAUCUGUCGAUCUGUGAAAACUGAAUUACGUUCUGCUCUUGCUGCUCUCCUUGGGGAUUUUGGUGUCCUCGCAAUUCCAACAGUUCCAGAAUCUCCGCCAAAACUACAAACAGAUCCUAGUACACUGCAAACUUUUCGUGCAAGGGCUUUUAGCUUGCUAUCCAUAGCUGGAGUAUCUGGAUUUUGCCAGGUAAGCAUUCCACUGGGGCUGUACGACAACCUCCCUGUGUCAGUUUCCUUGUUGGCAAAACAUGGCUUAGAUGGAUUCCUUCUCAAUCUAGUUGAGACUCUUUAUCCCACCAUCAAAGAAGAGCUUGGAUUGCAAUAAAGAAAGUUACUAAUCUGAUCGGGGCCUCACGUGGGUAGUUUACUACCAUGCAAUUAAUGACCACCCGAGCAUGGGAUCGUGGUAGAAUGAGGUUAUAGGAGGAGGUUAUUGUCAGUUAAUAUGUGUAGUUAUCUUACGUUGCUACUGUUAGUUAUUAUGUAGUUAUGUGGCUGUGUAUCCAUGUUCAUAAUGGGGUCUUGUAAAUAAGAAUAUGUAUAUAAAUAUGCAUCUAGUGGCUGUAACGGGAUCAUAAUGAAUGAAAGUUAAUUUUCCCA
Messenger RNA from Ziziphus jujuba (common jujube), 1711 nucleotides. RefSeq names its product amidase 1. The coding region runs from base 147 to 1436 and encodes 429 amino acids. The transcript has 9 exons. NCBI's taxonomy places the organism in Eukaryota, Viridiplantae, Streptophyta, Magnoliopsida, Rosales, Rhamnaceae. The record is from RefSeq and is a predicted model, not a curated record.